AUGGACAUUGUCUGGCGAGAGAAAAAUGACCCCGCGAUCUAUGAAGCAGCGCGGACCAAAAGGCUUUUCAAUGCCCAAGUCCCCGACAGAUACCCACUCGCCAUCGCAUUUGUCGAGUCGGAUAUACACAUUGUUGACGCUGUAAGACUAGCAAUCGAUCAAAAAUGCCAGAUUUCCGUUCGUGCUGGUGGACACAGCUUCCCAGCUUGGAGUGUUUGUGAGAACGCUAUUCUUGUGGACCUGGGCAACUUUUCCGAGAUUGUCAUGGACGAUGAAACUGGAGUUGUUGGUGUGACUCCUGCUACGACAAGCAGAAAGCUAAACGAAUUUCUUUCCGUCAAAGGGCGAAUAGCCUCUGUAGGGCAUUGUCCUGAUGUUGGACUGGGAGGAUUUCUGCUGGCUGGGGGGUUGGGUUGGAACUCCAGGAACUGGGGCUGGGCAUGCGAACAGAUUGUAGCAGUCGAUGUUGUCACACCAGGUGGUGAACUGCUUAGGGCAGACCGUGAGAAGAAUACCGAGCUUUUCUGGGCUGUAAGAGGGGGUGGUCCAGCCUUCCCCGGAAUCAUUACUCGUUUCUAUCUCCAAACACGACCUGCUCCAAGACGCAUACUGUCAUCAGUAUAUGUCUAUCCUGUGACGCAUUGUGGAGAGGCGUUUAGUUGGAUAUUGGAUAUUGGGAGCGAACUACGAGGAAAUAUUGAGAUAUCUGCUGUGGCUACUUAUGUACCGGAGCAAGAGACGCCGUGCCUGAUUAUCAAGAUGAUGGCAUUUGGGGACGAAGAAGAAAGCGUCAAGCAGCUACAGCGGGCUGAAAACUCAUAUCCACCAGGAUCUUUAUCUCAUUCUUUCUGCCAGGAAACAACUCUACAAAACGAGUUUGAUAAUAUGGAAAUAGCGUUCCCGUCUAAUCAUCGCUACUGUGUCGAUAACGCGUUUCUGAGGAAUGACAUCGAUGUUGCUGCGCUUUUACAAACAGCCUUUACAACAUUGCCUAGCAAGAAGUCAAUGGUGCUUUGGAACUUUAUGAUGCCACGUAGCCAACGAGAACUUCUUGACAUGGCGCUGAGCAUACAAUCCAACCAUUAUUGUGCUGUCUAUGCCAUUUGGGAGGACGAGAGCGAAGACGGAUAUUGUCGGUCAUGGGUUCAAACCAUCAUGCGUGGGCUUGAAACACACUCCAUUGGGUCCUAUGUGGGCGAAUAUGACUUUCAGGCGCGCGCUUGCAAUGUCUGGGGCGCCGAGCAGUAUGAAAGGCUGAAGCAUAUAAAACAGAAAUGGGACCCCCAUAAUCGAAUGUGUCCUUGUCCAGGUCUCCGUCUAUAG
This is a messenger RNA of Aspergillus ochraceoroseus IBT 24754, 1323 nucleotides long. RefSeq names its product FAD-binding oxidoreductase. The transcript has 3 exons. Bases 1 to 1323 code for a protein of 440 amino acids. The record is from RefSeq and is a predicted model, not a curated record. Lineage: Eukaryota; Fungi; Ascomycota; Eurotiomycetes; Eurotiales; Aspergillaceae. Gene Ontology annotation, molecular function: oxidoreductase activity; FAD binding.